GUGCAGACCCCGCACAACUAGCUGGACCUUCCGGCGAUCACGUCGUAUACACUGACAUACGAACAUUCCGUCAAGUAAAGUAGCGCUAGGGUGUACGACGGGUCGCCUGUCCUGCCUACACUGUCGGAGGGUCCGUGCGAGCCCAAGGCGAACACGCUCGCGCGCUACGACCAUGCAGACAGCAGUUCUCGGAGCUACACACCCGCGAAGGUCGAAAGUCCUCAUCAUGCGGCCCCUCAUGAUCCGUACUGGAGUUUCUCUAUAUCGCGAUCACAGCAGUCGCGGCCGCGCGGCCGUAUCACCCUGCCGCCACGCCUUCGCGGCUGCGAUGUUAUACAUCGUGUCAUGUACCUGCCACACGCAUGUACCUCUUGGCCCACAGUUGUUCGCCCAAGCCUCUCCUGGUUGCGAAGACGCAGCUGGCGAUGCUGACGCCAUACCUGCACAUGGCCCGAUAUCCUCGCCCUGCGGACGUUAAGGAGACCAAGCAGCACGCACGCGACGCCGUGUUCCAGAGCUCGACGUAUCGCAAGACCUCGAGGUGUCCGCUCGCGACCAAACCAGGCCAGGAGACACAUCCCCGCCAGACGUAGCUGCUAGACUCACGCCGUCGCGCAUGCCUCCGUCGGCUGAGCGUUAGGCAGCGUGCACGGCCGCGCACUCUCGACUCUCUCAGCGAGACUUACAGGCACGCGCGUCGCCGCAGAAGUCUAGCACCUUGGAGGCCGUUGGCGAGCGGAUCGGGACCACAGUGGAGGACAGCAGAGCGCGCGGCGCGCACUCCUCUAGAACGACUCCUCCGAGUCGGCGCUGGGUCAUAUGAAGACGACGUACGGGAACGCCGAUCGCGGGCGAGAUGGUCUCGCCGCACGCCGGGGGCGCGCAGCAGGGUACUUCGUCUUUAAUGGGAGUCUAGGAUCAGGACUGGCAUUCAGCGUAUUUGGAAACAUACCGCCCCCGAGCGAGCUGUACGCACUCUACUAGGGCGAGUCAGAGUGUUACGGCAGCGUCAUGGCCACGAUAGUUCUCGGACCUCUGACGCGUCAAGAUCGUCGAGUGUCGGACGACGACGCGCAAUCUCGCGCGCGGUGACUUUGUAUCUCCUCAGUACUAGCUACACGGCCCCUCUUGAUCCCAUGUACGUUCGCCCGCGCGGGGUCUCCCGGCCUCGUACCAUAGUGUUCUCCGCGGGACACGUACCCGUGUAACUUACACGUAGACUGCGGGCGCUCGCUCACAGUGCAGGGAUCCUCAUACUACGCAUCUUGAUUCACCUUCA
This is a messenger RNA of Trametes versicolor FP-101664 SS1, 1279 nucleotides long. RefSeq lists its product as uncharacterized. Lineage: Eukaryota; Fungi; Basidiomycota; Agaricomycetes; Polyporales; Polyporaceae. The record is from RefSeq and is a predicted model, not a curated record. The transcript is spliced from 6 exons. Bases 363 to 593 code for a protein of 76 amino acids.